AGCGCACCCUGGCCCCGGUGGCCUCUACGUCACCAAAGUGCGACGCAUAGCAAAAACAGCGCCACAUUUUUUCCUAGCGCCGAAUAAUUUCCGACAUAUUCACAUCAAUACAUCUGUCAAGUCGGAGACUAACAAACACUGGGCAUAGAUCGGGAAUUACGGUAAUGCACCAUGAGUUUAUUUGGCACAAACUCCGGGUUUGGAACAACGGGUACUGGUGUUUUUGGAAGCACAGCAGCUGACACACAUAAUCCCAUGAAGGAUGUUGAAGUGACUUCCCCACCAGAUGACAGCAUUAGCUGCCUGGCUUUCAGUCCACCCACCAUGCCAGGAAACUUUCUGAUUGGAGGAUCCUGGGCUAACGAUGUGCGGUGCUGGGAAGUACAAGAUAAUGGGCAAACUGUGCCCAAAGCCCAACAGAUGCACACAGGCCCAGUGUUAGACGCAUGCUGGAGUGAUGAUGGGAGUAAAGUUUUUACAGCUUCAUGUGACAAGACAGCCAAGAUGUGGGACCUUAACAGUAAUCAAGCGAUGCAGAUUGCACAACACGAUGGCCCAAUCAAAUCAAUCCACUGGAUAAAAGCCCCUAACUACAGCUGUAUCAUGACUGGCAGCUGGGACAAAACACUGAAGUUCUGGGACACCCGCUCUCCCAAUCCUAUGAUGUCUCUACAGAUGCCAGAGAGAUGUUAUUGUGCAGAUGUUGUGUACCCCAUGGCGGUGGUGGCCACAGCUGAGCGAGGCCUGAUUGUGUACCAGUUGGAGAACCAGCCCUCUGAAUUCAUCAGACUUGAAUCGCCCCUUAAACAUCAGCACCGCUGUGUAGCCAUAUUCAAAGAUAAACAGAACAAGCCAACUGGAUUUGCACUGGGAAGCAUCGAAGGUCGUGUUGCCAUCCAUUAUAUAAACCCCCCAAACCCACCCAAGGAUAACUUCACCUUCAAGUGCCACAGGUCUAAUGGGACCAACACAACCACUCCACAGGACAUCUAUGCUGUCAACGCCAUCUCCUUUCAUCCUGUUCACGGAACUUUGGCAACUGUAGGCUCAGAUGGACGCUUCAGCUUUUGGGACAAAGAUGCCCGCACCAAGUUGAAGACGUCAGAGCAGCUUGAUCAGCCCAUUACAGCCUGCUGCUUCAACCACAAUGGCAACAUCUUUGCAUAUGCUUCUAGCUACGACUGGUCUAAGGGCCACGAGUACUACAACCCCCAGAAGAAGAACUACAUCUUUUUGAGGAAUGCUGCAGAGGAGCUGAAGCCUCGGAACAAGAAAUGAUUUAUCGUGCCAAGUCAGGUCUAGUGUGACGACCAGCUGCUUUAGUGUAUGUAAACUCUUAAGAGAGACUCCUUCCCUUCGACAAACGCCUGGACCAGCUGCUGUGAGCCUUUUUCCUGCGCAUGGACCAAUCAGAAAGAAGCUUACCCAACCUGGCACUGAUGACAGCUGCUUGAUAACUGGUCGUAUAUGUUAUCAUUCACAUGGACGGUUUAUCAUUCAUUUAGAUCUGGGUGGUUUUGUCAAAUGUCUAUUUUUUUUUUUUUUUACACAUCUCCAAAGACUUUUAAUUUGAUGCCACUCUGUGAUUUAGCUCCAUGAAUCCAAUUUGAAUGUAAAAUAAACAAUUAGUGAAUGAGCACA
Messenger RNA from Nerophis lumbriciformis (worm pipefish), 1641 nucleotides. It is a transcript of the gene rae1, whose product is annotated as ribonucleic acid export 1. Lineage: Eukaryota; Metazoa; Chordata; Actinopteri; Syngnathiformes; Syngnathidae. The record is from RefSeq and is a predicted model, not a curated record. Gene Ontology annotation, molecular function: protein binding.